This is a messenger RNA of Drosophila subobscura, 3371 nucleotides long. It is a transcript of the gene pad, whose product is annotated as transcription factor Sp4. Gene Ontology annotation, molecular function: RNA polymerase II cis-regulatory region sequence-specific DNA binding; DNA-binding transcription factor activity, RNA polymerase II-specific; zinc ion binding. Gene Ontology annotation, biological process: regulation of transcription by RNA polymerase II. The transcript has 5 exons. The coding region runs from base 107 to 2971 and encodes 954 amino acids. NCBI's taxonomy places the organism in Eukaryota, Metazoa, Arthropoda, Insecta, Diptera, Drosophilidae. Gene Ontology annotation, cellular component: nucleus; transcription regulator complex; PcG protein complex. The record is from RefSeq and is a predicted model, not a curated record.
CGUCGAGUCGCGACAGAAAAAAAACAACAAAUAUUUGCAUGUGCAAUAAAAUAAACAUUCUGUAGCUACCUUAAAGCAAGCGCAGUCUUGUCAGUCGGCGGGAAAGAUGGUCAACUCGAAUAGCAACGUGCGAUGCAUCAACUACUACGACCUGUGUCGCAUCUGCACGGACAGCGGCGAGCAGAACACCAACGUUUUCUCGGCCGAGGGACGCGCCAAGAAUCUGAGCUCCAAGAUAUACGAAUGCCUGUCCUUGCAGAUUGACGAAAAGGAUCGGUUGCCGAAGGUGGUUUGCGGGCAGUGCGUGCAGCAAGUGGAGCAGAUUCAUGCCCUUCGUCUAACAUGCAAGAAGACCCAGACGAUGCUCAACGAUUGCCUCAACAUUCCCCCAAUGCAGAGCCACAACGACAAGCUCUACAUCAAAGAUGCCAUCGACGACACAGGCAAGAGCCUCAGCGUGGUGGGCAGCACUUUGCAGUCCACUCCCGCCAGCAGCAGCAGCAGUCAAUCCAAUGAUCUGCUCAACAGUAUUAUCCAGGCUGUGGGCAUGCAAUCCCAGCAGCAAUUUACCAUCACGGUGGACAGCAGUAUCCCACAGCAACAGCAGCAACCUAAGCAGCCGCCUCCGUCUCCUAUCCAGCAGAAGUCAGACAAGCAAACCAGCGUCCUGGAGGAGUUCAUACGUCUAAAGCCGGACAUCAAAAUAACUCCGUUGGGAAAGCGGGAUCCAAGUAGUGCUCCCGUUUCUGCAGUCCCCAGUAAGCCGCAACUUCAGCCAGGGACGCCAACUGCACAGCCGCCGCCACUGCAGGCACAAACAAUGAGAACUGUGGCCGCGCCACAGGUGCAAUUGCAACCUAUGGUAAGCGAGCAGUCCAUCUGGCAGCAAAUACAACAGCUCCAGCUUCAGCAACAACUCCAACAGCUCACCAGUCAAUUGGCGGCCACCAGCCAGUUCUCUGCAUCAGAGGAUGCUUUGAGUCCGAGUGAAAGCAAGAAACCAAAGCUCAAUUUUGUGCUCUCCGCGCCAACUGGACCCCAGUUUAGCACAUCGCUCCCUCAGUAUGCUGGAGGCCAGCCCCAGCUGCAGUUGCAACUAAUGCCCGUUGGCGGAGCACCUGCAGCAGCUGGGGGUCAGACACAGUUGAAUGCCACUGCUCUGCUCUCCAGCCUGUCCGGCCCACAGUCGGGUUCGAGUGGAGGAGCAGGCAAUGUUCUGUCGCCCAACAAAUGUUUUCUGCCCAUAACCAUUCGCGACGAAAAUUCUGAUCAACAGAUUGUGGCGCACAUUGACACCAAGAAUCUUGUGCUGCCCACCACAUACCAGGUGCAGAUGAAACUACAGCCACAGCUGGCCACCGCUGAUGGCCAGCCAAUCAUGGAGCUGACGCCCACCUCCAUUCCAGCCACACUGCAGCUGACGCCGCAGACCUUGGGAAAUGCAAACAAUUUCCAGGGAGCCACCACAGCAGUGUCAUCCUCGGGACAGUUUCAGAACAUUUUCCUUGCUCCCCAGCCUGCACAACAACAACAACAGCAGCAGCAGCAGCAGCAACAACAGCAGAAUAACUUACAGCAGAUUAAGAGUCCGCAACUUUCCGCAAACACAGCCACAGUGACAUCUCAGCAGAUCAUCAGACAUUCGAAUUUCGCAAACCCACAGCUGCUGAUCAGGAAUGUCCCCGCCGUAUCGAGCAUGGCAAAAACCACCAAAGAAGAGCCCACCUUUAAGAUUCCCUCACCCAGACAGAGGCAAAUGCAGCCGCAGCAGCUACAGCAACAACCAGUAAACAACAAAGUGAUUACUUCGCCAACAUCAUCACCUGUGUCGUCCCAGCAAACAUCACCAGUUCGUAGCGCAGAGCUCAAGCGCGUUGUUGCACAGGCUAAACCAAUGCAGUCUAUGGAUUCGCCGCCCACAUCCAUAGCAGCCAAUCCGGCUGCCUUGCAGCGACUGUCCUCGAGCACAACGAUCACCAAGGUGGUCAAGCCGCAGCCAGUGCCGGCUAACCCGAAUAUGCCACUGCUGAACAAACAGAACAUAACCAUCAGUCGAAUUCCCACGCAGACUUUAACCCAGACCCUGCCCAAACCGACUAUUACGGCACCGGCACCGACUUCGGCUCCAGCUCCGUCUACGGCAGCUGCAAUACCAAAACCUGCUCUUGCUACUCCUUCAGCGCAGCCUCCUUCGAUAGCGGUCCAACACAAAAAAAUGAUGAUGGAGAGUCCAGAGAAACAAGCGCCAAAAGCAAAAAUACCACGCUCGCCGCAGCCCAUCUUCCCAGCGCCUGGUAAGUCUCCGGAAGCGCCUCCGCCCGGUUUGAUCUGCCCCAAGUGCAAUCGCGAGUUCAAGAAGAGGGAACAUCUCGUCCAGCAUAUAAAGCUGCACGCAGGCCUGCGUCCCUACAAGUGCACCGAGGAGGGCUGCGACAAGGCCUUCAGCCGCAAGGAGCACUUGUCACGGCAUCUGAUCUCCCACUCUGGCAAGAAGUUGUUCACUUGCGAGUCGUGCAAAAAACCCUUUUCGCGCAAGGACAAUCUAAGCAAACAUAUGCGGAUCCACACAAAUCCGCCGAACGAGACGCUGUACUGCUGCGAUGUUUGCAAUAAGAACUUUGCCACCAAAUUGCACUACGAGAAGCAUCGAGAGAUGCACAGGAAACCGCGUACAGCUCCUGCCUCUACAGUCACUUCAACCCCGCCAAUGCGAACCAAUGGCCAAGCUCCAGCAAAGGAUGUUACAUUUGAAAUCAAACAGCACGCUACGCAGCAGCAGAAGCAAACCCCAACUCAACCGCAGCAGGCUCAAAUUAUGCAUGUGGUCACCACCCAGGAUCACGCUGGGAAUACCAUAACUAUUACCCAAGCACCCGACUCGAAUAUGUCCUCAUCGCUAGCUAACUAUGUUCAGCUGGGCUUCCCCAACUUUCCCAACUCGCCCGCCAACCAAUUAGUUUGUAAAAAGUAGACUGUCAACCCCACCCCCAAACUAAGCUUAGAUCAUCCUAGUCCUUGAUUUUCAGUUUGGUUUAAUCUAACUGCUGGUCAUCAGUUCCUUAAUAUUUAUUAUUUUAAAUUGUGUUUCAUAAGACUUGGGGAUGCCUCCGCCCCUACCUUUUGGUGCAAUAUUACUUUUAAACUUUUACAAAAUUAUUUUAUUUUAUUUUUUGUGCACUUCUUUCCAGCAAACUGUGCUCUCGAUAUUCCACCAAGUAAUUUAGUAGUCCCCCCUCUCAACUGUAUGUAAAUCCUCGAUUUUAAGAUGUACGUAUGUAUAAUGAGUAUUGUAAGGCUUUGUAAAUAUUUAUCGAUCGAUGUACUCGUAGAAGCUGUAAACAAAUGAUUGUAAAGAUACCUUUUUUUGGGUG